CAACGGUGGAUCUUGGUUGCCAACGUAAACUAACCUCUGUGAAAGUGCAGAACGGAGCUGCAAAUUUUUUGAAAACAAACCUCGAAAAUGAUGGUUAGUGGGCUAACGUAAGCCUGUGAUACUAUUAAACAUAUCAGAAUUAAAUGAAAGCAGAUUUGAUACUUCAUCAAAAGUAAUGUAGAACUGAGUGCGAUAAUAAUGGUGAAAGACCAGCAGUCAAACACAGACAAAAUCAUGUUAUGUGAACCAGGGCCAAAUUUGCAAGCCUUUGAAGUACCUCUGUCACUAUGGAAACUUGUCCAAGAGAACGUUUCCCAAGAGGAGCAACAAGAAAUUAAAAAUAUAUUAGGAGAAUCCGAGGUUGAUCAGACGUUAGAACUUCAUUCAGAGGUCGAGGCGCUUCUAGAAAUUUGGCAGGAUUUUAGAUCUGAGAACGAGGCUUCUAAUGAGCCAUUGAGGAGUUCACUGCCAGAGCCACCAAUGGUUAGAGAAGGACUCAAGAGUCACAUCCUUUUGCUUGUUGAAAGUAUUAGAGAUCGUGCAAAGGAGGAAUGCAGAGAAUCUAAUUCUGAUCUAUCAGGGUUUAAUAGUGAUAUUCUUGAGUAUGUAUUGGAAGAAAGUGAUAGAGCAUCCCCUGGCAGUGAGCUGAGACGACCAUUAACAGCAUGCAGUAGUCGAGAUGGAAGGGAAACUCCCAUGCGAAUGACGCCCUCUAGCGAUGGAGAUUAAACUUCAACAUGAAAAAAACCGACUUCAGAAAAAGGUUGACAACAUUAGGACUAAUUCUACAGUCUUCAAGAAUGAUCAAAAGAGUCUUCCCAACUCACCAAAGAGAACGCUUCAUCCCUUGAAACCAUUGAGUCCAGUUGGACGUCCAUCGCCUCCGUCCUCAGCUUGUAGGUUAAGCCAAAUGCCUCCAAAUAGUCCAUCAAAAAGCACAACAAAACAAGACACGGCCAGAAGAUUGAGUGCUGGUUCAAGUCCAAGUAUCCAAAAGCAUUUACAACAAACUGUCCCAAGUCCACCAGGAUCAGCUAGCAGUUUUAGACGCACGCCAUUAAACUGUAGCAGCGAGUCCGGAGCUCCAAGAUCUCUGCAACCCUCCCCACCUACAUCAGCAAGGCCCUCCCCACCUUCGUCAGCAAAGCCCCUGGUGCGGCGUACACAUUCAUCUCAACGUUUUAGACUUAAAUCGAAAAGCAGUAACGCAACUGGAACGUGA
Messenger RNA from Anneissia japonica, 1222 nucleotides. RefSeq names its product coiled-coil domain-containing protein 24-like. The record is from RefSeq and is a predicted model, not a curated record. NCBI's taxonomy places the organism in Eukaryota, Metazoa, Echinodermata, Crinoidea, Comatulida, Comatulidae.